Molecule: messenger RNA, 2267 nt
Organism: Solea solea (common sole)
Lineage: Eukaryota; Metazoa; Chordata; Actinopteri; Pleuronectiformes; Soleidae
Gene: arhgef39
Product: Rho guanine nucleotide exchange factor (GEF) 39
Exons: 12
Coding region: 82-1320 (412 amino acids)
Biological process (GO): positive regulation of cell migration
Cellular component (GO): plasma membrane
Molecular function (GO): guanyl-nucleotide exchange factor activity
Source: RefSeq, a predicted model, not a curated record
UCUGAAAAGAGCGCCUUGCUUAAAACAGUGGAGACGUUACCUGAAGUGUCCUUUUAUUCCUCCGCCUCCAUCACUGUGACCAUGAGUUUCCUCAGUGGUCCAAGCAGCAGCACCAUCCAGGAACAGAGAGACCGAUGGGAGAGAAAACGCACCCGCACGGCCAAGGAGUUGGUGAAGACUGAACAGCAGUACUGCCAACAGCUGGAGCUGGUCACAACUUACUUUGUGGAAAUCUUGAAGGCCAAAGGAACCCUGAGGCAGGACAUUAGAGAAAACAUCUUCAGUUCAAUUAAAGCAAUUCACUCCAUAAACCAGUCUCUUUUGGUCCAUUUGGAGAAUGGCUACUUUGGUCGGGGAUUUGACCAGUUCUGUCCACAUUUGCAGCACUACAACACAUAUGUGGACAACAUCUAUAAUGCCAGCAAAGUGCUUGGGAUCCAGCUGAAGAAAAACAAGACCUUCAGACGUUUCAAGAAACUACAGGAGGCACGGCCGGAGUUCAACAACCAAAGGCUUGAGGAGUUACUGCAACUGCCUGUUCUAAGGAUUGAUCAGUAUAAGCAUUUCUUGCAAGACCUGGCUGCCAACACAUGUCCAGACACUCCAGAGUUUGAGCAGCUUUCAAGGGCAGUGACUGCAGUGUGCGAGGUGUCCCAGCGCAUCGAGAACAAUACGAGGCGCCAUGAGAACCACCUGCAGCUUUGCCGGGUGCAGAGACUGCUGAAAGGACGGAGUACAAAGGUGCUGGCUGCAGGGAGAUGGUACAUCCGCGAGGGCUGGCUAAAACUGGUUCCUCCCAAAGGUAAGGAGGCCAAACCCAAGAUGUUCUUCCUGUUCUCUGACAUGCUGCUGCAGGCCAAGCGCUGCAGCCAGCUACAUCCCACCAAUGGAGACAAGUUCACGGGCCAGCACAUGUACCCCCUGCAGGACUGCACUGUGGAGAAGGUGUUUGGGCACACCAAGAGCCGAGGAGGCCUGCUCAGUCUAAACUUCCCCAAAGCCAAAGUGCUGUUGAUGUCCAGCAACCAGGAGGAUCUGAAUGACUGGUACCAAAGCCUGAGCUCAGCAGUCAGGAAGCUGCAGUCCAAACAGACGGUGGUCUAUCACAGAGACAAUCCUGUCCACGCUGCUGCUGCUGCUGCUGCUGACGACCACAACGCACUGAGCAGCAGCGACGGUAACGCUGGAAGGAAGAGGAACUUGGAGGCUCACAAACCUCCGGUUGAGUGGGAAAGCAGCGCCCCCAAGAGGAUGAAGCAGUCCACUGCUCCAGAGCAGAGCAGUGCUGAGGAAUCCAGCUCGAGCUGUGUGAUCCUCUAACGCGGCCACUGUCGUUUCGGCCUCUCUGAUUGGACAGUCAGGAGAGGCGUGGCUCGUGACUAACAGCAGCUUCAGCUUCUGCUCACCCUGUGCAAUAUAAACUAUCAUGACAUGCUGCUGCUUUUAAAGACCAAAAUAUCUGAUGAAUGUUUAUCAGCUCCUAGUGAUCCAUUCAGCAAAGAUGCAUCUACUGACCGUCACUGCUAACGCACCACUCCACGAGUCGACAUUUUAUUAUAUUUAUACUUAUUUACAGGCAGAAUUCAGAAGCAGGGGAUAAAAUGGAGGUAGAUACCAGAGUAGUAGCUAGAAAGAAACUAUAAUUACAUGGAGAAAUGGUGUAAAUGUCACUUUAUUACAUGACAAACCAAGGCAAUAGGUGCAGGUUCACAAAUACUCAUUCUGUUUAAACACGUUUCACUUUCUACUGAUUUCAAAUUUGGAGAUGUGCACACUGUUUGUUUAUUUAUAGUCUUUACCAGCAAUGAAGCAGCCAUGUUACAUCCACGUCACGUGGGUUUUUAUCUGUCAUUACGUCAUUAUCAGCCACUGAAAUAAUGACUUUUUUACUCCAAAAAUGACCACAUAUUUAACAACUAAUUUAAAUUGAAAUAAUUGUGAAAUUUGCACUACUAGAAAAUACAUAACAUAUUUUAUAUGUUAUUUUCCUUUUUCCAGAAGGACACUUAUUAAAGAAAUGUAUUCUGUAGUAAUUUCCUCAUAAUGCCAAAAGACUGAUGUCUUUAUGACUCGUGUCCCGAAAAUACCAAAAUGCCCUCUUAGUUCAUGUCCUAACAACCCUUAGAUGUCCUCACAAACUAAAAAGUCCUAGCUCAGACCACUCAGAACAUUAAAAAAAAUAAAUGUCCUCAUAAAGCUAAAAAGUUCUUAAAACAUAUAAAUGUCCUUACAAGUCAAAAUGUCCGUUUACAAACUAAAAUGUCCUC